AUGUCCGUACCAGUAUCUGUUGGCGAGGAAAGUCAGACCCUAAUCUCCACGACCGGAGGGAGUCCAACGCCGGAGACUUUGACCGACGUAGAUCUCAACGACAGCAAAGAGCUUUUACGGCAGCUAAGGCGACAUAUCGGCUGGAUUUCCGAGUGGGUAGCAAAAAAUAAAUCCUUGUGCCAUUCCGACAACGAAUAUGAGUCUAUAGGAGAGGCUGGUGGGAAAGCGGAGUUAGAUGUCGGGUACUCAACCCAGCCUCCCAAUCCGGUUAAUACCGAAUGGUAUACUUCAUCCUCCUAUGAUUACUGGAAUACCGACAAUAAGGGGGAGGUUCCGAGUCACGAGACGGUGGAUGAAGCAAAAGAUAAUUCAGGUGAUGAGGCUAAAAAACCAAGCACCGUGCCGCAUCACCUAGCCGACGCCUACGAAGCAGCAGCCAAAUCUCUCGGGUAUGGAAGGAUCCCUUACGAGUACCUGGUGAAUCCGGAGGGGUACAGAAACCAGUACUUCGAGGUCAAGAAGUCGCGACUCGGAGGGUAUGGGGCCUUUGCAAAGACGGAUCUGAGGCAAGGCCAGUUGAUUCUUGCAGAACGUCCAACGCUUACAGCAAGCCCUGUGACUUUAUAUCAGGAUAUAGAGUUACUGACCCCCGAACUUCGAGCUGCGUUUUAUCGAAUGCAUGGACAUAAGAGAUCCCCUGAUCAUGACGAGCGACAGGCAAUUUUCCUGACUAAUGCCUUUGCGGUUAAUGAAUCGUCCGUGGUUUACUUUAUUGCGGCACGAUUCAAUCACGCAUGUGGCCAGGCCAGUUCUGUCAAAUACCGUAUUGCUCAGAACAAUAUUAUAGAGCUCCGAACGGCAAAGGACGUGCCUGCUAGUACCGAGCUGACCAUCUCGUACGGAUCGAUAUCACCGAGCAACCUAUACACACUAUGGGGGUUUCGAUGUGCUUGUGGUGGCUGUAGGCCCCUUACGGAUGCUGAAGUCAAGAUAUUAGACAAGAGGGAUGAUGAUGAAUAUAGAAUCUGGUAG
Daldinia childiae is the source of this 1032-nucleotide messenger RNA. RefSeq lists its product as uncharacterized. Gene Ontology annotation, molecular function: protein binding. The coding region runs from base 1 to 1032 and encodes 343 amino acids. The transcript is spliced from 2 exons. The record is from RefSeq and is a predicted model, not a curated record. Lineage: Eukaryota; Fungi; Ascomycota; Sordariomycetes; Xylariales; Hypoxylaceae.